Messenger RNA from Rasamsonia emersonii CBS 393.64, 849 nucleotides. RefSeq lists its product as uncharacterized. The transcript has 2 exons. The record is from RefSeq and is a predicted model, not a curated record. The coding region runs from base 1 to 849 and encodes 282 amino acids. Lineage: Eukaryota; Fungi; Ascomycota; Eurotiomycetes; Eurotiales; Trichocomaceae.
AUGCAUCGAGAAGGGAGUUUGGCAGGACUGGCCGAGAGCAGAGAAAUCAAAUUUCUAGUCCCACAGAAUCUGCUUUCAGCAAGUCGAAUCGAACAGCAAGUCAAGGAAAAUGAUUUGAAAGUUCAGCGUCGGAUAGACGAUCUUACCAGAACAGGGCAGGCGGCUCGUGAGUCUUUGGAGGAGAUGUAUCGAAACAUGGUGAUCAGAAAGUGGCUUAGGAUUGCUUCCCAAGGGCUUCUUGCAAGCCAGACAUCUCUGAAGAGGAACGACGUUCAACCCUCGAGACUCACCAUGGAAGGCGCGCCUCAGGAAUUCCAAAAAGACGACAUUCUCGUCUACACACAGCACCUCGACAAGCACGUGUUCGGAACGACAGGGUCCGAGCAACAACUCCCUGGGACGGUCUACGCCCACCAUUCUGUGGACGCCAAAUUGUCCGCGUGGAAUGCAGCAAGCAAUUCCCAGCUUCUCUUGCUGGCUGGGCCUAUCAAAACCCACCUUCCAUCUUCCAUGGCAAUCGCAGCUACCAGCGUCAUCGACAGCGCAAUUCAUCUUAAAGUCCCGUAUCUCGCGUUCUACUGCCAACGCCCAAACGACGGUACAGAAAUAAAAAGCAGUUCUCCAGAAUGGGCGGUGACCACUGGGCUCGUCUACAGUCUCAUUAGGCAACUUCUCUGCAAAAGGCUUGUACCAGCCGAAAUAUUAGACGGCCCCGAUUUCUGCCCCGAGAGAUUUGAAGCCCUGGACGGGACAGACGCGAGCUUGGAACCUGCUGUCUCCAUUCUGGACACCUUGCUCGAUCAUGCAGGCCCUCACCUUCUCUGUAUAAUCGAUGGCCUCCAAAUCUGA